AAUCGGCUGAUUCCGAAGAACACAAGGGACCCCUGUCUUUUUUUAUAUAUACACAGGAAUCCAUCCCCCCUAGUGGGCGGGCACUGACUUCACUUUCACAAUCAAAGGAAAGGAACAGAGAGUGAGCUGUCAAAGUCAUCUCUGUCUCUUUUUCUCUCUCUCUCUCUCACACACACACUCUGUCAACAAACAUCAUGAACAGUCAGAAAAGACAGGGAUUAAACAAUCGGAAGUGAACCAUAAAGUCGUUGUUGGCCGAAGGAAGCCUGGAGUGUGCCCCCAGCUGAUAGGGACUGGCCGGGCGAUGGAGUUGAGGAGGAGAACAUGCCAAGGGAACUGCUGACUGUCCUGUCCCAGGGAGGUGCGGCAUCUCGUCCAGGGAGAGGAUGUUGUCGGUGAAAUUGCCACAGCUUUUAAACCACCACCAGGUCCCCAUGGUAUUCCGGGAAGAUGGAAUUAUCUCCGGCUAUCGCCACCCCAGGAGCUCCGCUGUGGACUGUCUGCUCAGCAGCUUUCAGAUGACAAACGAGACGGUGAACAUUUGGACACAUUUUCUGCCAACCUGGUACUUUCUGUGGAGGUUCCUGGCCCUCUCGCACUCUGUGGACUUCUACAAUGAGGCGUACGCCUGGCCGCUGCUUGUCUACAUGUUGGUCAUCUGCCUGUACCCCUUCAUUUCCAGCUGUGCCCACACCUUCAGCACCAUGUCCGCGCACGUCCGCCAUGUCUGCUACUUCCUCGACUAUGGAGCCCUCAGCCUCUACAGCCUGGGGUGUGCUGUCUCGUACAAGGCCUACAUCAUGCCUGACCGGUGGAUUAACAGCACCCUCCACUGCUACUUCACCCACGUGGCUGUCUUCAACUCCUUGGUCUGCACGACCCUCUCCUGCUAUUCCAGGUUCCUGGAGAUCGAACAGCCUAAACUGAGCAAAACGCUGCGGAUCACAGCGUUCAGCCUCCCGUUUCUGUUUGACAAUAUCCCACUAUUCUACAGGCCACCAACUAUUCCAUAUCUGUGCCAUUGUGGGUACCCACUUUCAGCUGGAGGCCAUAGUCCUGGAUAUGUCGGCCCGUCACACCUGGCUGCUCGCCCACACGCCGCUUCCGUCUCUGGGGGGCACCCUGGGGGUGGUGCUGUUCUCUGUCAUCCUCAACUGCCUGGUCAUUGGCGCCUUCGUCCUGCACCUGCUCUGGGCUCCACAGUCCUCCCCAUUUCUGCAGAGUCAUGUCCUCGAUCGCUUCAAGCAGAACUGGGAGUGACACGCCUCGUAUUCGCGCCACCCCCAUCCCCUGCUGCCCUCACCCCCUCCCUGCUCCUGCCAACUCAAGCCCUGUCCGCCAUUCCUGGCGUCGUGCCUCUCCACUGGCAUUGAUGGGAUUCGAUCCUUCUCUGACCGAGCUAGCACACCCUCUCCUCCCCCCAGGGUUUCCUCCUUCCUCUGGGCCUUUGUCCUCCAACUGGCACUGCCCUUACCCCAGCCCUCCUGCUCCCUUGGGCACUGGGCGAUAGUGGAAUGCCCAUGUGGAGCACUGGACGAGGGGACUGGUGGGAUGCCUGCGGUGGUGGAAGGGCUGGCACGGGCCCUUGGGGCAGAACGGCCUCUAUAAGUUAGUCGCACACUCUCGCCACUUAUCGCUCCCUCCACCGCCCCCCCCCCCCCCCCCCCCCCCCAAGUCGUCACUUCUCAAACCCGCUGAGGCAACUCCCCGCCCUCGUUUAACAUGAUCUUCAGCUGACCAGCGGCUGGGACCAUGUGUCCACGGCUCUGGGUAAGGAGGACCGAGAGAGUCGGUCAACAGCUGCAAUUUCCUGUAACCUUGCUGCCCCCUCACCCCCCACCCGCGUCAGGGAGAGAAAUCCACCUCUGAGGUGCCCCCUAGCGGUGGGUGAGUUGUGGCACACCAGGAUGGAAAGUGAUGCCACAAGGUGGGCACACUGGGUCCCUGUGUUCUCCCCACUUAAUAACGCACAAAACUAUCUCCUACUUACUUCCCUCUCUAACGACAUUAAGCAUGCGUAUCUGAACGUUUUUCUGGAGCAGUUAAACUCCCACUCGCUUUUGAACGCAAUCUUUGUAGGGAUUGCCUGAUCGAACGUUGUAUCCAACCCAGUUCCUUGUAUUGUGUUAACCUACGGAUUAAUGGCUGACUGUCUAGUCAGGGUAUAAUGGAGUGACUGGAACAUGGUGAAAAGAGGCAAGAUUUAAGCAUCUUCAGGGCACCUAGCCCUGUCUUCUGGGAGAACAGGAAGAGGUUACCACAGUCCGGCAUGACCUGGAAAAUAUCUUGUGCCGACAAGUGGCAAAUAGCGUCUGUGCCACGCAGUUGCCCUGAAAUGACCAUCUCCAACGAGCCAUCGUCCCUUGACAUUUAAUGGUAUCACCAUCACCGAAUGCCCAAAGGUUUCAUCACCUUCAGGGCACCUAACCUAGGGACCCUCUUCCAGAAGAACAGGAAGUGUUACCACAAUCGAAAUCAACAGAAAGCGCAAAUGGCCCAAUUUCUGGUGGGCAGGGACGUGUGCCGCAGGCUUUGAACUUGUUAAGCUGUCUAGGCCGCAGUUUGGUACUUGUUGGCAACAAGGGAGCUAUAAAGGGAGAGAGAGAGACUGGUUAAGUGGACGAAAGGUGUAGUAAGAGGAAUAUUGUGUUGGGGGAAAUGUGAACUCGGCUGGAAGAAUUUUUUUUAACUGAAAGGAACUUAUCGAAAUGACGCGAGGUUUGCAGAGAGAUCUGGUCGUCAAGUGCAUGACUUAGGAGGGAAGCUAAUCAAAUGUGGUUUAUUGUAAAGGGAAAAGCAAUGGGGUUAGGCUUCACGUUAUACAGAUGAGACCUCAUCUGACGCACUGUAUUGGUCUCCCUAUUUAAGCAAGUCUGUAAGGUAGUUCAGAGGACAUUCACCUGACUGAUACCGGGGAUGGGCAGCUUGUCUUAUGACAACAGAUUGGAUAAACUCGCCUUUGUAUCCCCUGGAGUUUUUACCCUGUUCUAGGAAGGAUUAAUCUGGAGAGGCUUUGGAAAAAAUGAACCAGCAUGGUUCUGUGAAGGGAAGAUCUGAGAUAUGAAAACAGGCCGGGGCAUUUUUCACUGGAGGCCGAGGGGAGACCUUGAUAAAAUCAUGAGGGGCGUGGAUAAGGCGAAUGAUGAGGGAGCUUUCCCUAGGAGGGAGGAGCUUAAAACUAGCUGGCAUACUUUUGAGGUGAGUGGGGAAAGAUUUAAAAAGGACAUGAGGGACAAUUUUUUUAAUAUGAAGAGUGGUUCGUGUGUGUGGAAUGAGCUGCCAGAGGAAGUGAUGGAUGCAGGUUCGGUUAAAAUGUUUGAAAGACAUUUGGAUGAACAGGAAGGGUUUGGAGGGAUAUAGGUCAGGAAGAGGCAGGUGGGACUAGUUUACUUUGGGGUGAUGGAACAAACUCUGCUCUAUGAUGAGUUGGAGGUGACUUAAUGGAAAUGUAUAAGAUCUUGAGGGGUGUUGAGUGGAUGGAGGUGAGCAGGGUGAUACCUCUCUUGGGAGAUUGUGGAACUAGGGAGUCAUGGUUGAAAAAUCAGGGGAUGAGUGACCUACCAUCUGUGCCACACAGUUGGUCUGUCAUGACCAUCUCUAAGAAACUAGCCAUCAUCCCUCGAUGUUCAAUGGUAUCACCAUCACUGGAUGCCCAAAACUCAACACCCUGGUGUUUAUCAUUGACUAUGGACUGCCCCUAUAAACACAGUGGCUACAAGAGCAGGGCCAGAGGUGAAUAACUCCCCCCCCCCAAAACCUGUCCCACCAUCCACAAGGCACAAGUCAAGAGCUUGGUGGGAUACUCCCUGCUUGCCCUGGACAGGAGCAGCACCAGCAACAUUUGAGACGCUCAACACCAUCCAGGACAAAGCAGACUUGAUUGGCACCAGAUCAACUCCACCACCGACGCUCAGUCGCAGCAGUGGGUACCGUCUGCAAGGUGCACUGCAGCAAGGCUCCCGUAGACAGCACCUUCCAAACCCGUGACCUCUGCCAUUUAGAGGACAAGGGGUUUCAGAUACAUGGGAACACCAGCAACUUCCCCUCUGAGCCCCUCACUACCCUGACUCAGAAUGAGUUCCGACAAUCAAAUUAGAAUAACGAUCUUGCACUCCAAUGGAAUGGGAUCAGCUGAUGGCCAUCUCGAAGCUGCUUUGCAUCCCCGGCAAGUCACCUGACUUUCUACACUGCCAGGCCAACCACGUUCCCACUUGUUCCCCUUUCUGAUUGGUCUCCUCAUUUCAGCAAUGAGGAUUGGUCAGGACGAUACAGUGGUCAUCCAAAUGGAGGGCGUGCAGCCAACGUUGACUGUCAUUUCCUCCUUUGCCCAGGAAGAAUGGACUGAUGGAUGGAAUUAACCGCUAUUAAACAUGUAACUUUGAGGAA
Molecule: messenger RNA, 4386 nt
Organism: Hemiscyllium ocellatum (epaulette shark)
Lineage: Eukaryota; Metazoa; Chordata; Chondrichthyes; Orectolobiformes; Hemiscylliidae
Gene: paqr6
Product: progestin and adipoQ receptor family member VI
Exons: 7
Coding region: 387-1373 (328 amino acids)
Cellular component (GO): membrane
Molecular function (GO): signaling receptor activity
Source: RefSeq, a predicted model, not a curated record